Talaromyces rugulosus is the source of this 726-nucleotide messenger RNA. RefSeq lists its product as uncharacterized. Gene Ontology annotation, biological process: ribose phosphate biosynthetic process. Lineage: Eukaryota; Fungi; Ascomycota; Eurotiomycetes; Eurotiales; Trichocomaceae. The transcript is spliced from 4 exons. The record is from RefSeq and is a predicted model, not a curated record. The coding region runs from base 1 to 726 and encodes 241 amino acids. Gene Ontology annotation, molecular function: sedoheptulose-bisphosphatase activity.
AUGCCAACUCCACGGUGUUUCAUAAUCCGCCAUGGCGAGACCGAAUGGUCUCUCAAUGGGCGACACACGGGCAGCAGCGACAUCCCGCUCACCGCCAAUGGCGAGAAACGAGUCAAGGCUACGGGCAAAGCGCUGGUUGGGAACGACCGCUUGAUUGCGCCCAAACGACUCGCACAUGUCUACGUAUCCCCCCGAAAACGCGCGCAGCGAACGCUCGAACUGCUGCAGAUCGGAUGCAAAGAGCGGCUUCCGUGGAAGGAGACGCGAAGCCCAGAGGACGAAGAGCCCAUCCGCACAGACGCACCCAUCGACAUCACCGAGGCAAUCCGCGAGUGGGACUAUGGCGAGUAUGAAGGGCUGACGAGCGCCGAGAUCAAGGUGCUGCGGGAGAAGAACGGCCAAGAGCCGUGGGAUAUCUGGCGAGAUGGGUGUCCGGGGGGAGAAUCCCCCGAAGACGUGUGCCGCCGCCUUGACGCGUUCAUCGCCGGCAUCCGAGAAACACACCACAAGAAAAGCUUCGCCGGCUCAGACAGCACCAAAGUCGACGUGUUGGUUGUCGCACACGGCCACAUUCUGCGCGCUUUUGCCAUGCGAUGGGUCGGAAAGCCCUUGACAGAGACCGCACUCAUUCUGGAAGCAGGCGGAGUCGGAACGCUCAGUUAUGAGCAUCAUAGUGUCAACGAGCCUGCUGUAGUCCUUGGAGGCGGUUUUGUCGUAGAGGAUUGA